Carassius carassius (crucian carp) is the source of this 1608-nucleotide messenger RNA. RefSeq names its product chromosome 8 C14orf28 homolog (gene dorip1). The coding region runs from base 47 to 1090 and encodes 347 amino acids. The transcript has 5 exons. The record is from RefSeq and is a predicted model, not a curated record. Lineage: Eukaryota; Metazoa; Chordata; Actinopteri; Cypriniformes; Cyprinidae.
GCGCUGUGUACGUGACGCCUGCGUGCGUGCGUGCGCUGGUAAACAGAUGCCAUGUUGGUUUCGUAGAGAUGAAGACGUGCGGAACAUUAUGGAGAGAGAUUUCUGCUCUUUAACAGAUUCUGAGGAGCUGCGCAGCUUCAUCACACACUCGGAGAGGACCAAGACGCUGUUCGAGGAGAUCCGCGCCUCCAUCAGUAAUAACACGGAGGGCGAGCGCUCGUUCUGGCGUCCGGUUCUGCCGUGGGGCGGUGUGUUCACCAUCAGAGCGGGACGCAAGGCCAUCGCCUGCACGCCGCUGUACGUCAAGAUCACCCUGAAGAACACCUGCACCAUCGACGGCUUCCUCAUGCUCCUCUACGUCAUCCUGAGAGACAACCACAGCUUCCCUCGAGAGCUGGGUCUGUUCCUGGGCCGCCGCUUCGUCCAGCACUUCCUGUACCUGAUGGACUCCUGCGAGUACACCACCGUCAAGAUGCUGUGGAUCUGGGACCGCAUGUCCAAGCGGCAGUACCGCUCCGCGGUCCACCACACGGCACUGGAGAUCGACCUGUUCGGCAACGAGCACGAGAACUUCACCAAGAACCUGGAGAACCUGAUGUCUAGCGCGCAGGAGAGCUGCUGCUCCAGCUGGACCUGCCCCAACCGCUUCCAGGAGCAUCUUCACCGGACCAUCAGUGUCAAUCCUCCUCAGGAGCUUCCAGAUAAAGAUCCCAUCCAGUCAGCGCUGGACGAGUUCUUCUGCCCGCGGCUGGAGCUCUGUGAAGAGCUGGAGUGCGAGGGUCUGAGGGAGUUCGGUCAGAGGUUCUUCUGUCACGGCCCGCCGCCCUUCGUCAUCCUCAACAUGCAGAUGUGGCAGUCGGAGGAUCUGUCGUACGUGCCGUAUCACCUGGAGCUCUCCGAACAACGGUACUCACUGGAGGGAGCCACGCUCUUCAACAGAGAAGAGCAUCAUUAUUCAGCAGCGUUUCAGAUCGACGGCUUCUGGAUGCACUACGACGGCCUGCGCAGCGACAACCUGGUGCUGCUGGACAAACCUCCCGAGUUCCUGCUGCUGUCCUCGCUCGUCUACAUCAGGACCUCAGAGCGAUGAACACAAUAUUCCCUUAAAAACUGAACUCUACUUCUUAUGACAGUAUAUUUUUGUGCUUUCCAGUCAUGUUUUAUACUCCUCUAAAUGAUUGACUUUUGUAUUUUUGUAAGCGAUUCUCUGGUCUGUUUUCUACUGCUUGGAAUCCAAGAGUAUGUGACGGUGGACUAUAAUAGUUCUGUGGAUCAGAAACCUUCACGCAGUGCAGAAACACCUGUCAUCCACACACGGACACAGACAGAAGAUCUAAUAACUCAUAGAAUCCGCCCUGUAAAGAAAGUUACUUGUUUUUAAUCUUUUAUUAUUGUUGGUUUAAAGCUCUUUAUCUACUUCACUACCUGCACUCAUCAUGACUAGAUGGAUUACUAGGUUUAGUUGAGGAUUCGUUUACUGAAGCAUGGCAACAGAACAUUACAGAUGUGGUGUAAAUCAAUGUGCAUUAAUACUUUUAUAAUCAACAUCAAAUAUCAGUCAGAUAUUGUAUCUGCUGUCCAUGCAAAUAAAAGUUUUUAUGUUUGUAA